GUUUUUAGCUCCCAUAGCUGGGCAUACAGUAGUCCAGAACGCACGCAGCUCACUCAUCACUCAUAUAGCGGCACUCCUGAGCCCGUGCGCCAAGCGCGACAAGCUAUUAUCGCGGCAGUGACUCGAUCUCCGCUGCGCGUGCCGGCUGUUCAGGCUCGCCUGGAGCGCAGACGAUGAGUGAUGUGGCAGCUCCGCCUCCAAAAACGCCCUCGCCGCUCACGGACCUGAUACCGGAGCCGCUGCGAGACCACCCGGCCGCCGCCGUCGUCGCUGGCGGCGCAGGGCUCGCCGCUUUAAGCUUAGGCUUGUCCGCGUUCCGGAGCACCGGCCGCUUGGCCGUAUCCACGCUACGCCGGCGCGCGACGGCGACGCUCGAGGUCACGAGCCGCGACGCUGCGUACCCGUGGGUGCUCCACUGGCUGAAGCGGACGAAUCCUAUCGGAUCAUUUAGGCACGCGAGCGUCACGACGCUACAUGGCGACGACGGCCCGACCUUUGACCUCGUGCCGGCGCCAGGUUUACACGUCGUGCGCCACGCGGGCCGGUGGGUCCUCGUGGAACGAGCCCGGGAGUACGGCACGGUGAACACGUCGAGCGGCACGCCCUGGGAGAAGGUCGUCCUCACGGCUUUUGCGGGUUCUAGUGACUUUUUUCCAUCUCUACUCAACGAAGCGCGGCGCGACGCGGAGGGUAGUCGCGAUGCAACGACAACGACGCUCUACACGUGCUGGGGCACGGAGUGGCGGCCCUUCGGCCAGGCUCGAGCCAAAAGACCGAUCGAGUCCGUGGUCCUGAAGGAGGGCCAGGCCGAGAGGCUCGUACAGGACGUCGCCGAGUGGUCUAAGUCGAAAAAGUGGUACGCGGAGCGGGGCGUGCCGUAUCGACGCGGUUAUUUACUGCACGGCCCGCCGGGCGGGGGGAAGACGUCGUUCUUCCUGGCGUUAGCUGGUGCGUUGGACCUGGACGUGUGUCUGCUAUCAUUAUCAGAUGAGGGCCUGACGGACGAUAGGCUCGCUUUAGCGCUGGCGAACGCCCCCAGGAACUGCUGCGUUUUAUUAGAGGACGUCGACGCGGCCUUCGCUUCCGAGGAGACGAGUCGCGGCCACCUCACGCUAAGUGGUUUGUUGAACGCGCUCGACGGCGCGGCGGCGGCCGAAGGGAGGGUGGUGCUCAUGACGACGAACUACGUCGAAAGAUUGGACGCGGCUUUAAUUCGACCGGGCCGCGUCGACGUCGUGGAGCUCGUGGGUGACGCGGACGCGGACCAGGCAUCGCGGUUAUUCCAGCGGUUCUACGAGGACGCGUCCGAUGAAGACGCCGCGGCGUUUGGUGUCAAUGCGACGGCCAGUAGAGCGCCGUCGAUGGCCGAGCUGCAGGGUUUUCUGAUUGCGCGGAAGGGCGAUCAUCACGCGGCGCUGGCCGAGGCGUCUUCGCUCAUUCGGGACCCUCGUCCGGGACCCUCGUCCCGCGUUGACGCGGGUCCCCCGGCUUCGCCAGGAAAAAAACGGGGCCGGCGGCGGCUGACGGCGCUCGACGUCGACCGCAUGCCCUUCAACCCGCAGCCCGGCUGGGAAGAGAGUAGUAACCUCCGGGAAUAG
This is a messenger RNA of Pelagomonas calceolata, 1598 nucleotides long. The record is from the annotation of a GenBank genome assembly. NCBI's taxonomy places the organism in Eukaryota, Pelagophyceae, Pelagomonadales, Pelagomonadaceae.